This is a messenger RNA of Oldenlandia corymbosa var. corymbosa, 1136 nucleotides long. Lineage: Eukaryota; Viridiplantae; Streptophyta; Magnoliopsida; Gentianales; Rubiaceae. The record is from the annotation of a GenBank genome assembly.
GUUCAGAGUUAAAGACAAAAUUUAAGGUCUAUACUAGAAGACAUUUACUGAAGAUGAGAAAUCAAGUAGUUUGGUUUGUUGGUCUUGUGAUUCUUGGGAUCUUUGGGAAUUGCAAUGCAGGAAAGAAGGAUGGUGGUGGUGGUGGUGGUCUUAAAAUGGGAUACUAUAAAGUUUCCUGUAAAGGGGUUGAUGUCGAAAACAUGGUCAGGGAUUUGACAUGGAAGAAUGUCAGUGUUAAUCCCAGAUUGCCGGCUCAGCUACUAAGGCUGUACUUUCAUGAUUGUUUUGUCAGGGGUUGUGAUGGAUCAGUUCUCCUGGAUUCAACUCCAAAUAACAGAGCUGAGAAGGAUGCCAUACCAAAUUUAUCUCUUGGAGGAUAUGAUUUCAUCGAUUUCCUGAAAUCAAAACUCGAAUCAGUCUGUCCCGGAAUCGUUUCUUGUGCUGAUAUUCUUACUCUGGCUACCAGAGAUGCAGUUUCAUUUCAGUUCCAGAAACCAAUGUGGCCAGUCUUCACAGGAAGGCAAGAUGGAAGAACUUCACUCCUAACUGAAGCAUUAGAUGGCUUACCAUCACCAUUGUCGGAUUUCCCUACACUUCUUCAGAACUUCAGGAGCAAUAAUCUCGACAUUGUCGAUCUCGUCGCCUUAUCAGGGGCACAUACAAUUGGAGUCACACAUUGCUUUUUAAUGGCAACAAGGCUGUACAAUUUUACAGGAAAAGGGGACACGGAUCCUAGAUUGGAUGUUAGUUUUGCUCAGAAUUUGAAAACAAUUUGUCCACUUCCAAUUAAUCCAACCAAAACUCUUGAGCUGGAUUUCGGAAGCUCCACAUCUUUCGACAGCAGUUACUACGUGAACCUGAAGCUAAACAGGACAGCAUUUCUAUCAGAUGCUGCCCUGUUGACGGAUCCCGAAUCGGCCCGGAUCGUGACAAAGUUGCAGAAACCUCGUCAGUUCUUGGAUCAAUUCGGACGGUCAAUGGUUAAGUUAGGUGCCGUCGGAGUUCUUACCAACGGGCAAGGUGAAAUCAGGAAGAACUGCAGAGUUGUUAACUAAUGAUGACAAAGUUUUCUUCUUCGUCAAACAUAUUCUGAUUUGUCUUGAUUGAUACAAGGUUUGACUAAUUUUGUUCCUGAU